CUCCACACUUUCACUUCACCAUCAUCAUCACUAAUACCUGAAACUAAAACCUUCCUCUUUCUCUCAAAUGGCGGCCAUUACUUCCACUCUCUCUCUCUCUUCCACCAAGCCUCAAAGGCUUUUCGACUCCUCCUUCCAUGGCUCAUCAAUCUCGGCCGCACCUAUCUCCGUCGGUCUCAAACCACGAUCUGCCUCUCUUUCCGUUCGCGCCACUUCUGGCUACGAUCUAAACGCCUUCACUUUCGAUCCCAUAAAGGAAUCGAUCGUCUCUCGUGAGAUGACCAGGCGGUACAUGACUGAUAUGAUCACUUACGCCGAGACCGACGUCGUCGUUGUCGGUGCUGGAUCCGCCGGAUUAUCCUGUGCUUACGAGAUCAGUAAGAACCCUAACGUUCAGGUCGCGAUCAUUGAACAAUCCGUUAGUCCCGGAGGUGGCGCGUGGCUCGGUGGUCAGCUUUUCUCCGCCAUGAUUGUGCGCAAACCAGCACAUCUGUUCCUAGAUGAGAUUGGUGUUGCUUACGACGAACAAGACAACUACGUGGUGAUCAAGCACGCUGCUCUCUUCACAUCAACCAUCAUGAGCAAGCUUUUGGCUCGUCCCAACGUCAAGCUCUUCAACGCCGUAGCCGCAGAGGAUCUGAUCGUGAAAGGUAACAGAGUCGCUGGUGUGGUUACCAACUGGGCUCUAGUGUCGAUGAACCACGACACACAGUCCUGCAUGGACCCUAAUGUCAUGGAGGCCAAGAUUGUCGUGAGCUCGUGUGGCCAUGACGGUCCAUUUGGAGCCACAGGUGUUAAGAGGCUCAAGAGCAUUGGGUUAAUCGACCAUGUUCCUGGGAUGAAAGCUCUGGACAUGAACACAGCUGAGGACGCGAUUGUGAGAUUGACCAGAGAGGUUGUUCCCGGUAUGAUUGUUACCGGUAUGGAAGUUGCUGAGAUCGAUGGCGCUCCAAGGAUGGGACCUACUUUUGGAGCUAUGAUGAUAUCUGGACAGAAGGCGGCACAUCUCGCUCUUAAAGCGUUGGGACAGCCCAACGUUUUGGACGGAUCUUAUGUCGGAAACCUAAGCCCCGAGCUGGUCUUGGCCGCUGCUGAUUCAGCUGAAACCGUAGAUGCUUAAAGGUGAGGUUUUUUUAACGUAAGAGAAAAUUUCCCUUGAUCCUUCUGAUGUGGAAGGAGUUGUAAUAAAGGAGGAGUUUUAGGUGUUUAAAAACUUUGGGUUAAGUGACUGUUUAUGUUAUCCACUUUCUGUGUAUUUUGUUUCUUUGUUUCUUCUUAAUGAAAUGUUUCUUUUGUGUACACAA
Messenger RNA from Eutrema salsugineum, 1304 nucleotides. Its product is annotated as thiamine thiazole synthase, chloroplastic. The transcript has 3 exons. NCBI's taxonomy places the organism in Eukaryota, Viridiplantae, Streptophyta, Magnoliopsida, Brassicales, Brassicaceae. Bases 68 to 1120 code for a protein of 350 amino acids. The record is from RefSeq and is a predicted model, not a curated record. Gene Ontology annotation, biological process: thiamine biosynthetic process.